This is a messenger RNA of Schizosaccharomyces osmophilus, 1449 nucleotides long. RefSeq names its product GID complex subunit, Ran GTPase binding protein Gid1 (gene gid1). The record is from RefSeq and is a predicted model, not a curated record. Gene Ontology annotation, molecular function: protein binding. The transcript has 4 exons. Gene Ontology annotation, biological process: cell surface receptor signaling pathway; cytoskeleton organization. Lineage: Eukaryota; Fungi; Ascomycota; Schizosaccharomycetes; Schizosaccharomycetales; Schizosaccharomycetaceae. The coding region runs from base 1 to 1449 and encodes 482 amino acids. Gene Ontology annotation, cellular component: cytoplasm.
AUGACAAAAUCAUUGGGAAACUCAAAAAGAACGCUGACCUCCUAUAGAGAAUUACCUGAGUAUAUUCAUGGAACAAAUUACGGUGAGAAAUUGCUGACCAAAGAGCCUCAAUGGCUACGAUGGGAACAAUAUUUGAAAGAUACCGAAUCACCAAGCGUCGAUUAUACAGCUAAGAAUGCCAAUCCUUUACCUCAAACAUGGAGCACGAGAGAAAAAUCUGAUUUUAUAGAGGUCAUGCAAAGCAAUCUGGAGGCUUCUUUUUUCGGCCCAGAUAGUGGAAGCGAACAUGAUGCGGCUUUAACCCGAUCAGAUUUUCCUGUACCAAACAACUGUUCUGUCUAUUACUAUGAAGUCCAAGUAUUGUCUUGUGGUAAAGAAGGUAGAAUAUGUGUCGGGUUCUGUAAGAAGAAUACACAAACAGGGCGUUUACCAGGAAACACUUCAGAAAGCUGGGGUUAUCAUGGACACAAUGGUGAAAUCUACCAUGGAUCGAAAACCGGAGAACGAUAUGGACCACAAUUUCAAACUGGCGAUGUCGUGGGAUGUGGGUUGAAUCUUAUUAACAAAACGAUAUUUUAUACAAAAAAUGGAGCAUAUUUAGGGGUAGCAUUUACAAACGUGAGCGAUUCCUUGUACCCGACGGUAGGGCUGAAAAGCCAAGGUGAGCACAUUAGGGCAAACUUUGGUCAAACAUCAUUUCUUUAUGAGAUUGAUCAUGCCGUUCAAGAAGAAAAAGAAAAAUUACUGAAUAAAUCUUUGAAGUUUGUCUCAGCUGAUGAACAGAAUGAACGGAAAAGUUUACUAAAAGACCUUAUCUCGUCAUUUCUCAUAAACCAUGGCUAUGUAGAAACGGCACAAGAGUUCUGUCCCGAAAAGGUGAUACAUUCAGGCGUAAACGUCAGAAAAAUGAUUAACCAGUUAUUGUGCAAUGGAGAUUUGGCCUCUGCUGUACAAGAAAUUACUGUAAAAUAUCCCCAAGCAAUUCAGGAUUGCCAGGACCUAUCUCUUUCUCUUCGGUUUCUCCAAUUUCUUCAAUUAAUACGAAAUAUGCAACAAGUCCGCUCAUACUCAGCCUCUUUCUCUGGUGUUAUUUCGGAGCAAGAAGAGAUGAAGAUUUUAGAUCCAGUCAUGAAUUAUUCGCAACAAUUUUUUAAUGAUUAUGAAAAAGCUGAAAGUCAAGAUCUAAAGAAAAUGAUUAAGUUAAGUAUGGGACUUCUUGCGUAUUAUGAUCCAUCUUCUAGUCCCUUAUCUUUCUUCUUAGAGAAUGACUUUCAGAAGUACAUAGCCAGCCGCAUUAACGGAUUACUCCUAAAAUUUAGCGGUUCUCCUCCUGAAAGCCAUCUGGAACAAUUUCUUCAGCAUACGAUUGCUUUUAAUGAUUUACUUUGCCAACAAAAGUCUUUACAGAAUACUCUUAUUAAUGUUCAAAAAGAUUUCAUUUUACCAUGA